Microthlaspi erraticum is the source of this 1431-nucleotide messenger RNA. The record is from the annotation of a GenBank genome assembly. Lineage: Eukaryota; Viridiplantae; Streptophyta; Magnoliopsida; Brassicales; Brassicaceae.
AUGGAUUCAAGUGGUGAGGCGCCAGACAGACUCUCAAGUCUACCGAACGUGCUUCUGGUGAUGAUAAUAUCAUCACUGUCCUUCAAGGAGUGUGUAAGUACUUCUUCCAUCUCCAGGCGUUUUAGAAAUCUUUAUCGCGAGACUACCAACAUUUCGUUCAAGGAGUCUGAGUUCGUGACUCAUCGUGCUUUCUCUGGUCUACCCAGAAUGGUCGCUAGGAUUUUGUUUGUUCGCUAUAUGCAUGAAUGGGUCUCCAGGAUGCCCGAUCAUGUUAUCCAAAGUUUCGAGAUUCAUCUCCCUUGUCCAUUUGGCUUCGGGGCUGAGAUCGCUUCCUUGAUAGCAUUCGCCGUCUCAAGACAAGUCAAGAAGUUAGUACUUGACUUUUCAAAUCCAGCGUGGAGAUCUUUUCAUGAUGCACGAAGGCUUCCUCUUCUUGUUCACCUCCCGGCCUGCGUGUACAGUCUAAAGACUCUCGAGUCGUUGAAGCUUUAUGCAUGCGGGUUUGACCCCUCAAGAUUCCAAUACCCGGAGAUGUUGAGAAGUCUCCAUAUUGGUUGUGUGAGACUCAUAAACUUCGAACCUUUGCUAAGGAGGUGUUCUAAGCUUGACAUUCUAAGCAUCAGUCACUGUUGGGGGCUUGAUCUCAUGAACAUAGCCGGGGACAUGAGAGAGUUUGCCUUUAACAACUGCGACUUCCCUUUCAUUGCUUGUUUCUUCAACCUGCCUAAAGUAGACGUCUUCAAGUACGCGGGAGACAUCAAUUGCCUUGAGUUUGAUAGGAUGAAUGCGAUCAUCAAAGAAGUUCACUUGGAUUUUGGAUUACUGGGUGGAUAUGAUGGAUGGAACAAAGAGACUGUAGCAGAAGGAGGAAUGGUUUGUGAUCUCCUUAACAAGCUUCGAGAUGCUAGGACCUUAACCGUCUGCCCUUACCUCAUUCAGGUGAUUCAAGAAUCUGAGCAUCCAGAGCAUUUCCUUUGUCCUAUGAAAACACAACAUUUGGUGUUGAAUACAAAGUUGCAUCCAAGAGAGUUCAAUGGAAUUAGCCUCCUUCUCCAUAAUUCCCCGGACUUGGAAAAAGUCACUUUCGAUAUGAUUUCUCCAAGCCCUUACCCGUUUACUACUUCGACAUAUGGUGGCAUCGAUUCACGAACAUAUUGGCUUAAGGACACAACAUACGAGUGUCUGAAGACGCUUAAAGUGGUGGUGGUUAGGAACUUUUGUGGUGGCUCGAACGAGCUAGAUGUGCUGAUGUUUUUUAUUCGGUCUGGACGUGGGAGUGGGUCUGAUCGUGAACGUGGGGAUGUGUUGGAAUUGAUUGAGAUUUACUUGCCGAAUGAGUUGGACAAAACUCGACUGAAGUCGUUACGUUUCCGAGCUGAGAGAGUGCAGCACAUUGCGCGGCCUAUACAGGUUCUUGUGCAUGAUCCUUGA